AGGGGAAGUUGAGGCCAGCCAAACCUAAAAAGGUUGCCCUCAGUGAUGUUGAAGAAUUAACUCCGUCAUCUCCUCCUAUAAUUGACUUAGAUGAGGAGUUGAGCCCAACCCCAUUAACCCUUCCCUCCACAUUGCCAUAUGCAGAGUGUAAGAAUCUGUUACAUGACAUGAAACACACAGAAGGGAAGGGGUGGCAGUUGCCACAGCCAAUAGACUGAAAGGGUGGCAGAUUCCCAGGGCCUGCCAUAACAAAAAUCAAUGCUAUGAAACCUGGGGAUCCAUGCCCUUACAUACCAGUCACUUUAUAUUGGCAGGGACACAACUCAUUCCAAGGUACAGCUCAGCCAGACCAACAAAAUGCAGUUGCAAUGACUGAAGGGUUGGGAGGCAAAGUUGCUGUUGCUGUACCUGUUGGAAUGCAGUUAUGUAAAAGUAUUAUUUUUGAAGCACAAAUCUUUAUUUUCUUAGUACCAGAUAAUAUUGUGGGAAUGGGUAUUUUUAAGGUACAAUAUUUGGUUAAACGGUUGGGAACAUUUAUUGUUGGAGUCAAGAGUUUCACUAUAAAUGCUGUAAUGCCCAUUGUGUAUGACAACAUUGAAUGGACUCCAAUUCACAUAUCACCUCCACCAAACCAAGUGAACCUGAAACAAUGCCAUCUUCCAGGUGGUCAAAAGGAGAUAACAAUGGCAACUGAGAUGAUGGUGGAGGUGAGAGUUUUCAGAAUGGUAGUCAGUCUAUUCAGUGCCCCAAUGUGGCCAGUAAAAGAGACAGAUAGCUCUUGGCUUUUAACCAUUGAUUACAGAGAAGUGGAUAAAGUAGAGUCUCCUUUGGCUGUAUCAGUGAAAGAAAUGGUAACAGCCGUGGAACAAGUGACUGAUGCAUUUACCAGUUUGGUUACAAAUCAAGGAUUGGCUCAAAGUAUGCCUUUCAUGACCAUUAUAUGGACUGGUCCAAUCAAAGUUAUUCCACAACUGGUUUUGGACUGUACACAGCACAUCACUGGACUGUUUUGUUACUGGAUACGUUAUGUGCUACUGACUGUUUGUUCAGUUUACUUUGUUACAAGGAAAAAGACUGUUUUUCAGUUGAGGGAAAAGGACACAAGUGCCCUGCAAACUGCUAUGGAAGAAAAACAAUUCCUUGUACUGUACACUGCCCUGCAACCUGAUGAAGGAACUAUUAUGGAUGUACCUGUCACAGCCGGGACUGAUUUAGCAAUAUCUGGAUGGGUAAAUGGUAACGAAAUGAACUUGUGUGCAGCUUUUUCACAGAAACUCACUUUCCUGAAGUGGAAAUUGUAUGUACAAGUAAGGGGGGGAGUGUCAAGUAAAUCUUCAUCUCAAGUGUCACAGCAGAUAUCUGGAUUAGUUGGAUGUGAUAACUUUGAGCAACCCGUACUGACACUUUCUCCAUCUACCAUAAAAGAAGCAGUGACAUCGGAGGACUUCAUUUUAUUGUUUACAGAAUGAUCUGCCAUUAUUAUUGCUGCCAGACAAGGACACGUCUGGACAACAGCUGCUUUCCAACCUACAGCCCAUCCAACUGGAGUGGGUGGAUCUAGCCAAUAUGCUGAAUUAAUGGCAGUAGUUUCUGUACUGGAGGAAACACAAGGCUUGUUGAAUAUAUAUACAGAUGAAUGGACAGUGUUCAGAGCUUUGACUGUGAUACAUAUUUUAGGCCAAUGGCGAAUGAGCACUCAGGACAUCGAGUGGUUCAAGGCCCUAUGGACUAUGCAAAGCAUAAAGGAAUACCUUUAAUCACUGUACUUGCUAAAGACAUUGUGCAACAAUGCCCUGUAUGUCAGAAAGUGAAGAAAAGAUAUUCAUUACAUAAACUUUCUAGAGUAUAUGGAACACUACUGACAAUGGGACUAAUUUUACUGGAGUAUAUUGGGUGUUUCUUAUUUCAUAUUAUCCGCAAGCCACAGGAUUAACUGAAUACAUUAAUGGUUUGUUAAAACAGCAGCCUACUAUGAAUAGAGAGGUCAAUAUCCUAAAAACAUGGCUGGCGAAAUGGUUAUACCUUUUCUGAUGAUUUGUGUGCUCUGAUGUGAUAUAACGUUUGGUUUAUGGCAAGAGAACUUGAUUCUACAAAUGCUUAUACAGACUGCAAAGCAGGAAAAUGAAUCUAAUUAUUGGGGGACUAACAUGGACUGAACUAAAGGACUGUUCUUAAUUUCUCUUCAGUGGUUAAUGCUUCAUGGAUGGAUUAUUGGAAGUAAAAUCAUAUGAAAACACUUGCUUAUUGGACUAUGAAAGAAACAAAUUUGGUGGAUAAACAAAGUUUUCCAUAGAAUAAGACACAAAUUAUUUACUACUGAUGAUAUGGACUUGGUUUGCAUCUUGGACAGGGUGGGGCAUGAAAUUCUGAACAAGUGGGUGCAUGUCCCUUCAUCCCUGAUAAUGCGGAUGUCAUUCUAAGCCACAUGGAGUAGGUUAAACUGUUGUAGGAAAAAUCUAGAGCUAUUGCUAAGGAUGGUCAAUUAUUUAUUUUAUGCUUAUGUUUAGCUUUUUCUAUUAUUUUGAAACUGAUUUAAUGUAUCAAGGCUAGUACCAUAUCUGACAAGCGUCAGCUAUUGCCCAUAUGUGCCAAUGCUUUUGAAUUGAUUUCCUAUCAUACUUCUCUAUGAAUCAAGGGGUGGAAUGUAAGGAAAAUGAGUGAUUCACAGAGCAGAAGAUAGAGAGAAUAGAACAACACCUUAAAGAUGGCUUUUGGCAA
Molecule: messenger RNA, 2718 nt
Organism: Xenopus laevis (African clawed frog)
Lineage: Eukaryota; Metazoa; Chordata; Amphibia; Anura; Pipidae
Exons: 2
Coding region: 264-1469 (401 amino acids)
Source: RefSeq, a predicted model, not a curated record